AUGAGUGGUAUCUCGCAUCAAGUUCAACAAGAAGCUCGUACAGUGGCCGAAUUUGUGGCGAGGGCGUUGGGACGAUGGACCGGAACCAUUGUCGGCACAUGGAAAAUAAGAUAUGCCGUCAGCAAUCGUAGAGUCCUUGGAGCAAAUUCCGAUCUGAAGCGGAAGGACUACGCCAUGUCUCCAAUAUUGCAGAUCAUUUUACAAUGCAGGAAUAGGCAUGGUACUGUCUUUGUUGUUCACGGUGGGGGAGGUAUGGGGAAAACAACGGCACUUUUUGCAGUCAUGGGCCGGUACACUGGCAAAGGGGUGGCGUUCUCCCCGGGGGAGUUGUCUGGCGAGUACAAGGAAAUAAUGCUUCGCCGCCUAAAUCUCGAUCCAAAAUUUCCGCCGAAUGGUUGGUUAGAGAAGUUCUUGGAUGAACUGAAGACUCCUUGGGGUGAACCCCCCGCAAUCCUUAUGCUGGAUGAUUUCAUGAAUGAGCGUCCCAACGAUCCUCUGGACAGAGCUCUUCUCAAAAACAUAAAGACUGCCAUUCGAGGGAAAAAUAUAGUGGUCUUUGCGUUGACUACCAACGAAAGAAGUGCAAACUUGAUGAUUACCUGGAAUACUAUGAAUUCAAUUGUGCCAGCUGCCCCCGACAAUGACGUUCGUCGUUGGCGCCGUCUCUACAGAGACCACCAAGAAGGAAGCCCCGAUGCCGAUGACGAGUUUGCAAUCAAUUGGAAUGAACGAAGUCGUAUGCGUUGGGAAGCAGAUGCACUGAAAAAAGCUGUUCUUGUCUCUCCCAAUUAUGUGAAAAAAUGUGAGGCCGAGAAGACACAGGUUGAAGCCGAUAUAGAUGUGCACCUACGAAACAUCGACGAAGGAGAACGAGAGACUAUCAACCCAUCCGCCCUUAUCGCUCACCUGGCUAGAACACCAAAUAUUGAUAUUCUAGAAUCACCCAGGGAUGGAUGGGAUCCUAACUGGAACUGCAGCGGGUUUUGGGGAAAUUAA
Seminavis robusta is the source of this 996-nucleotide messenger RNA. Lineage: Eukaryota; Bacillariophyta; Bacillariophyceae; Naviculales; Naviculaceae. The record is from the annotation of a GenBank genome assembly.